AUAAAACCGCGCCAUUUCAUUGCCCUGCCUAUAGCCUUCCCGGCACUUUUUUCUCACUCUUCUCCCCUUCACACACUACACUCUCAAGCUUUCCCUUUCAUCUACUUCCAUCGCUCUAGCAUUUUAGGAAUGGCUUCUUCUGAUAAGCUGAAAGUUGUGGAUAGAGAUGUUAAGAAAAAAGAUCACAAGGAUGAAAAGAAGGGUGGAUUUAUUGGCGUGCUACUUGGAUUUAUUGAAAAGGUAAUGGACUUCAUUCGUUACAUUGUCGUAAAGAUUAAGGGAGCUAUUGGUUUUGGCAUGCCAACUGCGAAAGUUACAGGGUUUCAUAUCCCGUCAAUAAAUCUAAAGGAGGCCAAUCUUGUUUUUGAUGUGCUUGUUGAGAACCCCACCAUUAUUCCAAUCCCUCUAAUUGACAUCAACUACUUAAUUGAGAGUGGUGGACGGAAACUUGUUUCAGGCUUAAUACCAGAUGCUGGAACUAUUCACGCACAUGGCAAGGAGACUAUCAAAAUACCAGUUAAUUUGAUUUAUGACGAUAUAAAAAGCACACAUCAUGAUAUUAGGCCUGGAAGUAUCAUUCCUUACAGGAUUAAGGUUGAUUUCAUUGUAGAUAUUCCAAUCUUUGGAAGGCUAACUCUGCCCCUUGAGAAAACUGGAGAGAUUCCAAUACCUCACAAGCCUGAUAUUGAUCUUGAGAAAAUACACCUUAAAAGGUUUUCCUUUGAAGAAACUGUUGCUGUGCUUCAUUUGAAGUUAGAAAACAUUAAUGAUUUUGACUUGGCCCUCAAUGGAUUAGACUGUGAGGUUUGGCUAUCUGAUGAGAGCAUCGGGGGUGCAGAAAUAGCCAAAUCUACAAAAGUCGACAAAAAAGGGAUUGGUUACAUUGACAUUCCCAUCACCUUCAGGCCUAAGGACUUUGGCUCUGCAAUUUGGGACAUUAUUAGAAGCAAAAGCAUUCAUUAUGCUAUAAAAGGACAUAUUAAUGUUGACACACCUUUUGGAGCAAUGAAGUUACCCAUAGGCAAGGAGGGUGGUACAACCCGCAUCAAGAAGAACAAAGAUGAUGACGAUGAUGAUGAUGAUGAGGUACCUUAACUAUGUUCAUUUCGCACUCAAUUUAACUGAUCACUCUUCUGUCUUCUUUUUGUAAAAUCUUAAUAUUGUAGAAAUUGUCACGUCAAGAGAAAAAAAAAAAAAAAAAGGUUUCUAUCUGUUAUGUCAACUCAUUUUUCAAGAUAUAAUUUUUUUUAAACUAUUGAACAACUACCACCACACAGCGGAAACAGCAUGGAUGCCAAACAUGUUCUAAGAGUGUACACGGCAGCUGAUUAGAGAACAUAUGCGCCUUUGUGUAGGCAACAUGAAAGUUUUAUAACUACGUAUUUUAUAUCAGUGUUCUGUUUUCUUAAAAAAUCAUUCCUAUCCAAGUAUAGUCUGAUGAGGACUGGAUUAUCUCCAUCUGAUCUUGAGGUGAUUCCGUUGAGCAUGAAAACUUCCUCACACGCUCCAUGAUGCCUGUUGCUUCUUGAGUUUGAUAGACUGUUACUGCUCUUCUUGUCAGCCUUUCCAUUUCCUACUCUGGCUUAUAGAAUUGUUGAAUAAACAAUCUUUAGAAUUUGAUUUGGCAUGCCAUUUUUUUGUAUAA
Messenger RNA from Hevea brasiliensis (rubber tree), 1645 nucleotides. RefSeq lists its product as uncharacterized. The record is from RefSeq and is a predicted model, not a curated record. Gene Ontology annotation, cellular component: cytosol. The transcript is spliced from 3 exons. Lineage: Eukaryota; Viridiplantae; Streptophyta; Magnoliopsida; Malpighiales; Euphorbiaceae. Gene Ontology annotation, biological process: response to desiccation. Bases 130 to 1095 code for a protein of 321 amino acids.